This is a messenger RNA of Cutaneotrichosporon cavernicola, 1071 nucleotides long. RefSeq lists its product as uncharacterized. The transcript has 2 exons. Gene Ontology annotation, molecular function: oxidoreductase activity; nucleotide binding. Lineage: Eukaryota; Fungi; Basidiomycota; Tremellomycetes; Trichosporonales; Trichosporonaceae. The coding region runs from base 1 to 1071 and encodes 356 amino acids. Gene Ontology annotation, biological process: NADPH regeneration. The record is from RefSeq and is a predicted model, not a curated record. Gene Ontology annotation, cellular component: cytoplasm.
AUGACCACCGACACACCCCGCAAGCUGCGCAUCGCCGUCCUCGGAGCAGGCCGUAUGGGUCUGCGCCACGCGCGAAACGUCGCGUACGCUGCACCCCGCGCCGAACUGGUGGGCAUCGCGGACCCCAAGCCCGCAGUCCUCCAGGCCGCGGCAGCCGAGCUUCCCCCCAUUCGCACGGCGUUGGACAGCAUGGACCUCAUCAGCUCGCCUGACGUUGAUGCGGUCUUGAUUGCAAGCGAGACGAGCACACACGCCUCGCUCGCGGUCGCCGCCAUCCAGGCCGGCAAGCACGUCCUCCUCGAGAAGCCGAUUGCUGUCGACGUCGAGGGAUCUCGGCCAGUCGUCGAAGCCGCUGCAAAGUCGAAUGUCAAGGUCAUGAUCGGGUUUUCGCGUCGGUUCGACGAGUCCCUCGGUGAGGCUAAGGCUAUGCUCGACCGUGGCGAGCUGGGUACGCCUUAUCUUCUCAAGAGCUGCACGAACGACAUGUUCGACUCGACGGGCUUCUUUGUCGCAUACUCCAAGGCUAGCGGGGGCAUUUUCAUCGACUGCGGGAUCCACGAUAUCGACCUCGCUCGGUGGCUGCUCAACACGUCGGCUAGUGGCAAGAAAGAAGUCCAGCGCGUGUAUGGGAGCGGGACGAAUGUUCGUCACCCCGAACUCGCCGAGACCGGCGAUUGCGAUAACGGAAUGGGUAUUAUCGAGUUUAGUAAUGGCGCGCGGGCCAUGAUCCACCUCUCCCGCACUGCUGUUCAUGGACAUGACACGGUCACGGAACUCUUCGGGACCGAGGGCAAGGCCGUCGUGAAUGGUAACCCUGCGAUCAACAGGCUUGAGAUUCGCGACUUGCACGGCGUCCGCAGCCUUUCCCACCCCACGUACUACGAACGCUUCAAGGAGGCGUUCGUCAACGAGCUCAACACAUUCGUAAAGGUUGUGCUGGACGACGACAAGGUGCCUACACCUCCGGAAGACGCACUCAAGGCCGCACAGAUUGCCGUCGCGCUUACACACUCGUUCCGGACUGGUGUACCUGUUGAUUUCGACGAGGAGGGGGAGCCGAUCCUCAAGUAG